AGAGAGAGAGAGAGAGAGAAUAAGAGAGAGAAAAAAACUGGGAAAACAGAAAAAACAGAAAGUUGUAAAAAACAAACAAUGGUGGAGGAGAUCCUCUAAUAUCAUCUAGCAAAGUAUCAUUCUUUUGUUACUCUAGCAAAUAAUAUUAAUAAAAAAAUCCCAUUAUCAUUUUUUUGCUGCCUUUUCUUUUUUCUGUUCGAGUCUCUCCAUCCAUCCACCCAACCCCCUACCAGCCCACAUUGCAUUUCAUUCUCUUGAAGGAUGUUUGGUAUCAAAAUUGCAAUAUUGCCCUUAACAACAGCAGCACUAAGGCACCCUUUCUGACCCUCUUGUAUGCUACAUUUUAUUGGUGUGGAGAUUUAGAGGAAGAUUAUAGCCUGCUAAGCCAGGUUAUGUGGUCUUUCAUGAAAAGGGUGUAGAGAGUUUUUUAAAACACAAAGAUGAGGGACACUGACAUGAUCAAAUGAAACCUGGCGAUUAUUGUUGCUACCUCCACUGCCAACUUUGGUUCAUCAAGCAAUGAGGGGCAGAUGGAACUCAAUUGGAUUCCGAAUUUUGUUCCUCUUGGUUUUGACUCUUAGUCUUGAAAAUCAAUGCUCCUGGUCGCUUAAUGAUGAGGGAUCGGUUUUGUUGAAAUUCCGGGCAAGAGUGGAUUUCGAUCCUUUUGGUGCCCUUGCAAAUUGGAAUCCCAACGAUAUUGAUCCUUGCUCAUGGUCUGGUGUUCAUUGCGUCGCGGGAAAGGUGCAAAUACUGGAUCUGAGCGGACUUUCUUUGCAAGGGACAUUGGCGCCAGAGCUUGGCAAACUUGUUAACUUAAGAUCUCUUGUACUCUACCGAAACCAUUUCACUGGUACCAUUCCUAAAGAGAUUGGAGAGCUCAGAAAGCUAGAGCUACUGGACCUAAGGAACAAUAACUUCAGUGGAGCAAUUCCAGAAGAAAUAGGAAGAUUACUAUCAUUAAAAUACUUGUUGCUUAGAGACAAUAAAUUUGGGGGAAGCAUUCCUCCGGAGAUCAGGAGGCUUAACCUGCUUUAUGAAUUGCAAUUUGAUGGAAAUCUUGCAUCUGGUUCUACUACUGGAGUUAGCUGUGUCAAUAGAAAACUUGGACAUGGCACGUGGUGGAGCAGCUUCAACCAAUUGAAUGGAGCGAAUUCAUUCAUAUUCCCAAUAAAAGGAGCCUUUAUGCAUUACUUGAAUUCCUUCAUGCUGCAACCGUUCAAGCUUGGGAAGGAUGCUCUGCAUGGUUUUGGAGAAAAUUGCUUCAAUGAACCAGAUAGAUCAUCAGAGCAAGGCACAGUUCAAAAUGUAGAGAUUGUUGUCAAUUUUGAACGUCGCAGACUACUUGAACAGUCCAGUAACCUCCAAGCUGCACCUGCUAGUGGUGGGUCUUCCUCUCAACCAAUUAUUGCUCUUCCAACCACGCGAAGUAGUGGGUCUUUCCCUGCAAUACCAAAUGCAAAGAAGCAUCAAGCUCAAUCUCCUGUGUCAUUGGAUUCACCUGUCAGUCCUCCGCCCAGAGGGACUGAGCAUUCAAGUCAUUCUUCUGAAAAACCAUCUAUAGAUCAAACUCCAACGAAUGGAACUUCUGGAAAUACAUGGAUGUAUUUCCUAAUAAUUCCAAUUGCAGGGGUCUUGGGCAUUGUUGCAGUAGGCUUGCUGUUAAUGUGCAGGAAACAAGUAGUGACGACCAUAGGUCCAUGGAAGACUGGUCUAAGUGGACAGUUGCAGAAAGCAUUUGUUACAGGGGUUCCCAAGCUAAAUCGAUCAGAGCUGGAAACUGCCUGUGAGGAUUUCAGCAAUAUCAUUGAUACUUUUAAUGGUUUCACUGCGUACAAGGGAACACUGUCUAGUGGAGUUGAGAUUUCUGUUGCAUCAACUGCAGUGACUUCUUCCAAAGACUGGUCAAAGAGUGCAGAGAUGGCAUACCGUAAAAAGAUUGAAACACUAUCACGAAUUAAUCAUAAGAACUUUGUAAACCUUAUUGGCUACUGUGAGGAGGAUGAACCGUUCAAUAGGAUGAUGGUUUUUGAAUAUGCUCCAAAUGGAUCUCUCUUUGAGCAUCUGCAUGUUGAAGAAAUGGAACAUCUUGACUGGAAUACAAGGUUGAGGAUUAUUAUGGGAGUUGCUUAUUGCCUGCAAUAUAUGCACCAUGAUCUGAAUCCACCUAUAGUGCAUUCUAAACUUUGUUCACGCGCUAUCUUCUUAACAGAUGACUAUGCCGCUAAGAUUGCAGAGAUCUGUUUCUUGCCUCAAGCUACAUCAAACUCAAAAAUUUCUGGGGAAAUGGAGGAUUCACUGCCGCCCCAUGUUGAUUUAGAAACAAACGUCUACUGUUUUGGGGUUUUGUUGCUUGAAGUCAUUUCCGGGAAGCUCUCAUACUCGGAAGAACAAGGGCACCUUGAAAAUUGGGCUGCUGAAUAUUUGAAUGACAAGCGGAGCAUCGGCUACAUGAUUGAUCCAAGCCUUAAGUCUUUCAAAAACAAUGAGCUUGAUGUCAUCUGUGAGGUUAUUCAACAAUGUAUCCAAUCAGAUCCAAGGCACAGACCAACAAUGAAGGAGAUCACCUCCAAAUUGAAGGAAGUGAUUUCUAUCUCGCCUGAUCAAGCAACCCCAAGACUUUCUCCCCUUUGGUGGGCUGAGCUUGAGAUAUUAUCUGUGGAGGCAACUUAAGGCUCUCUGACUCUUGUCGAGCAGGAAUCAAGUCUCUCUCAUACUUUUAUGUGAAAAUACAAAAGUUAGCUUUUCGGUCGGUGCUACCCCAAAAUCAUCAAAUACCACCAAUCUUUGGCUUUCCCAUCCCUUUGGUUUUUAGUCCCGUUAUUGUAUUCUUGUAAUAUGAUUCAUUCGAAUCGUUAUCUUUUCACCAUUUCUCCCUAGUAUUGCUCAUUACUACAAGACUGUGAUAUACUGUUUCAUUCGUGGGGUAUUGAGCCCCAAUUAUAUGUAUUUCAUGAUUGACUUUUGUGUUGUAAAACACCAACAUAGCACUGGGAUUUUAGUCCUUGUGAAUAUAUUAAAAGUGAGUUUGUUUUAUUAA
This is a messenger RNA of Populus trichocarpa (black cottonwood), 3037 nucleotides long. RefSeq names its product protein MALE DISCOVERER 2. The transcript has 15 exons. Bases 520 to 2670 code for a protein of 716 amino acids. Gene Ontology annotation, molecular function: protein kinase activity; protein binding; ATP binding. The record is from RefSeq and is a predicted model, not a curated record. Gene Ontology annotation, biological process: protein phosphorylation. NCBI's taxonomy places the organism in Eukaryota, Viridiplantae, Streptophyta, Magnoliopsida, Malpighiales, Salicaceae.